AUGUACGCCAUGGAGCAGCAGCCGCCGUCGCAACAGCAGCAGCAUCAAGGGUAUCAGGGCCACCGCGACAUCCUUUCGACGCCCGUGUGGCUGCUGGCCAUCCGCAUUGCCCAGGCCGUCUUGUCCGUCGUCAUUCUCGGCCUCGCCGCCUCGGUAGUCCACGAUGCCUACCUCGACGAGCUGGGCCUUGCCAUUGCAAUCUCCCUCAUCACCGUCCUCAUCGUCACAUACUUUGUCGUAACGGAAAAGGUGGCCGCCUGCCAACCCGCCUACCAUAUUGUGGCCGUGCUGGCCCUCGACGCUUUCCUCUUGGUCCUCUGGCUCGCGACGUUUGCAGCCGUGGCAGCGCGCCGGGCUCGCUUCGUCUUUGACGUGGCUGUCGAUGGCUGCUCCAACAACGGCGACCUCUUCAACAGCAAGACCUGCUUCGUCAAGCGGGCCGUCAUCUUGUUCAAGCGCGGCGCCGAUACAAUGUCGGCUGCGGCUGGAAUCGGAGCACUCGUGUGGAUCCUCUUCAUCGUCACCUUUGUCUGGACGCUUGUCCAUUUCCUCAAAGGCCGCAAGCAGGGGCGUUUCCCGCUCAGCACCGGCAGCACCGCCACGGCCGAGACGAACCAGAUGGAUCCCAAGGUUGAGCAGCAGCAGCAGUAUCAGACCCCGAUUCAACAGCCCCAGGUCCAUGGCCAGUACCAGCAGCCCACUCCGACGCAAAGCCCGCCUCCCCAGCCGGCGCAGAGCCCGUAUCAGCAGCAGCCGCCGUUCUCGCCGCCUCCCGCAGGCACUUACCCGCCUACACAGGGCCAGCAGCAGCAGCAACAUCCCUAUAGACAAUACCCGCAGUAUUCGCAGCCGCAGCCGCAGGCGUACCAGCAGCCGGUGCAGCCGGUGCAGCCGGUGGGGAGCGAGCUGCCCGCGCAGCAACCGCCGCAGACGUAUCAGCACCAGUGA
Messenger RNA from Hirsutella rhossiliensis, 948 nucleotides. RefSeq names its product membrane-associating domain-containing protein. The transcript is spliced from 3 exons. Bases 1 to 948 code for a protein of 315 amino acids. NCBI's taxonomy places the organism in Eukaryota, Fungi, Ascomycota, Sordariomycetes, Hypocreales, Ophiocordycipitaceae. The record is from RefSeq and is a predicted model, not a curated record. Gene Ontology annotation, cellular component: membrane.